Molecule: messenger RNA, 6067 nt
Organism: Brassicogethes aeneus
Lineage: Eukaryota; Metazoa; Arthropoda; Insecta; Coleoptera; Nitidulidae
Source: the annotation of a GenBank genome assembly
UGAAUUUUCCAUUAUAUUAGGCACCCCAUUAGAAUUUAAUUAUGCGCCGCGUCCAUUUACGCGAUAAUUCCAUUCCGCAGGCCACUAGACCGCGCUCGUUUUCCGAUGAAAAUCCAUUUGCCGGCGCCCACUAGACCGUUGUUCUUGUUGUUAUUCCUCGAACGUCAAACGUCGCACACUCGAUCGUUUCAGUUUUACAUCGACCGGAGCAACGAAUAUAGGCGACGCCGUCGUUUUGCUUCCCUCCGUUUUCCACAAGACGAUGUCUGCUACGGAUUGAUUUCACGGUUUGCGAACUUUGGAUAACGUCUUUUUUAGUGUGACAAUGCGGUUUUGGAUAGCGCACGAAAAUGGUCAAGGAAAUGCGCUUGAAAUCGGCGGACGGACCGCUGUCCGUUCACAAUAAUGUUAACAACGAUAUCCUUAAUUCACCGAAAAGGAUAAACACAUUGCAAAAUAGCAACAUCAUCAAUACAAAUUAUAGCAACAACACCAGCAACUUGACGAGCAACGAUGUUACUACCACCAAUUAUACUAUUAAUACAGAAGACCUAAACACACUGAACAACGUGACGAACGUAGAUCGGGUGCAAUGGUGCAAUCCUGCAACGGAACUGCAGAAGCGUCAGCUGAUCAACAAUACGAACAACCGCAAUCAACUGUUAAACUUCAACAGCGGCAAGCUGGCUGCUACCAACAACUCGAACGCGCUGCACCGCACCACUUCAAACUCGAUGUACACGGAGUCAUCGCCAGAUGAUAGUCUUCUUGAUUUUGAAGACGCCCAUCAAAGCGGCUCGUCGGCCGACACGUCCCCACAAGAAGAGGACAGAGGAUUCGAUUUGUCGGACUCUGAGUCUUCCGACGAGGGGAACUUAAGCAACACAAGAGGCACCAUUCAGCGUCGAGGUAUAGUGAACCCCAAUUACCCUGGCUUCCAGCACCUCGCCCAUACUUUGGACUACACCAUCAAGGUUUCCUCUGAUGUUGAUCUUACUGACGACGAAAUUGAUUGCGACCUCCUCAGCAAGGAGCAACAAGACUCCAAUUGCAACAACAACAACAACAACGCUGAAGAAGACACUGAUUUUCCCUUGGAUCACAUCGACAGCGUAAAUCGCCUUGAUAGCGUCGAGAAUAUACAAAAAGUGUUCUACGAUAAGCCGGUGUUUAACAUUGACGAUUGUGAAAAUUUAAACAGUCAAGUUGAUCUGAAUAUUAAGUUGGAAGAACAUAUUUCGCACGAAAACAUUGUUGGUGAUUUUGGCAAGGAAGUGGAACAAGAGUUGGGCAAAAUUUCCUUGAAAAAUCAAACUACCAAUGAUUACAUAGAACCUUUCCCUGAUCCGUACUUGGUUCUUGAACUGGAAAAAGCUAUUAUUUUAGAACUUGAAGAAGCGGUUGAAAAAUUAGCUGUUCUAACCGAUUUGCAACCAUCAGCAGCCAAAUACAAUAUUGAACCGAAUAUUGAACAACCUUUUAACAAAUUAUCCCCUACAAAACAAACACCCGAACCUAUAGUUCUUGAAGAUACUGAAGUUAUCGCCAAUAACAACAACAUGGAAACCAUGCAUGAUAAUUGCGAUGUAGAUCUAAAAAUAGCUGAUGCUUUUCUUUCAAACGCCCAGGAAAAUAUUCCUGAAACAAUUUCUAUUGAUUCUAAUUUAAACAUACAAGAAAACAAAAUGGAAGUGGAUACUAUGAAGAAAUCUGAUAUAUCAAGAAGAGAUUCAAACCGAGAACUGGAAGAAAUCGAAUGUCAAAUAAAGAAGAUUAAAUCAGACACAAAUUUAAAAUUGGACGAGUUGGAAAAAUUCUGCAAAGAAGAUAUAACAAAGAGCUACAAGGAAAAGGAAGACGACAGUGCCGUGCCGAGGAAAAAAGAAAAAAUCGAUUUUUACGUCAAAAAAAGACGCGAUUACAACCAACAGUUUGGAAGUCUUAUAAGCUUUCCGCGUAGGGACUUAAGCGGACGAAACAGAGACACUCUGAACAGAAGAUCAGUACCGAUGGCAAGAGACAAGAAGAAAGUUUCGAUUGAAUCUUUGGGUGGAUUUGAUGUAUACAAUAUCGAAACAGCAAUGCCUAAAAUAGAUUUAGAAGCCAUUGAAUCACACUUAAGAGCAGCAAGAGACGAAGAAAGAAGGAGGCGUACAGACAGAGAAGAAAUCCGCCGCAGACUGGCAAUGGGCUCGGAAGACGACUACUACACGGACCGCCCAGGUCGCAAGCCCAGUCUGCAGGCCCGACUGCAGAGCGGCAUGAACCUGCAAAUUUGCUUUAUGAACGAAACGGCUUCCGACACGGAAAGCCCCAGCUCCGAUUCCGAGUGCCCGAUGACCAACCCUAAGCAACCAAAGACUUCUCCAAAGAACGCUAACGCUGCGUACAAUAAGCAAAAAAUUAGCAACGGAACAGCGCCCGCCCAAAGGCCUGCAACCUUGAACAUAAGUCAACCGUUGCUGCAACCAAUCAAAGAGCCUAUGACAGAGACUGAUUUUUUUGCCAGACAGGCUAGACUGCAAACUGAAGCUCGAAUGGCACUUGCGCAGGCCAAGGAGAUGGCCCGAAUGCAAAUGGAGAUUGAGCGACAAAAACAAAAGAAGAGCCCCAUCACAGAGAUGGUGAGGCACAGUCUCGAAAAGGUGGGUAUACCGUUUCCCGAGGAGAAACGACGGCUCUCGAGACAGAUUCUGACGGAAAUGAACGUGGCUCAACUGCAAGUGAUAGUGAACGAUCUUCAUACUCAAAUAGAAACCCUUAACGAAAACCUCGUGAAAUAUCUGAUGGACAGAGAUGAUCUGCACAUGGAGCAGGACUCCAUGCUCGUAGAUAUUGAAGAUUUGACCAGAUAUUUGGGAGCAAAAGAACAAGUGUUCAAGGAACAAAACCUGGCUCCGACUCAAAAUAACAAUGUAUCGCCCCCCUCGCCUGCCCCCUCUUCGCCAUUGGCGGCGCUAAACAGUAGCGUCAAACCUCACCUACAUAGGAUAGCGAAUCUUGUCAAAAAGUAACCUCGUUAAGUUUAAGUCUUGAACUUUCUUUGAAGUGUAUAUAACUCAACGUAUUGUUAGCUUGGAGGUUUGUUUUUCGUUUAUGAUAUUUGAGCUUAGGCCAUUUUAAUUCUUAAAUAAGCCCUUGAAUGUUACCAAAUCCUAAAUAAAUAAAUUUAGAUUUUCGAUAGUACAAUUUGUCUAAAUAAAUUUUGGUAAGUAUAGUUAACAUAAUCAAAAGAAUGUGAACAAAAGUAGGAAAUGUUCCUAUAAUUCAUAAUUAUUGUGGAAUUUCAAGCCCAUUGUUUUAAGUGAUAUUUUUUAGAUUAAAAUUUUAGUAAGUUAUUUAUUUUUAUACUUUGACAUAUCACAGUAGUUUAUUUUUACAAAAUCGCAAAUGAUUGUACAUAAUUUGUAUGUAUGUUAAGUGAUUGGUAUAUUUGGAAUUUGGUUGUGUAUUAUAUCUCAAGAUAAACAUUAAAAUCUAAAUGUUUCUCACAUAUAAAUAUCAUUACUUACAUAAGUGUUUUCCACCAUAAUUUAAGUCACACAGUAUCUUCUGAUUGGAUAAAUUAAAGCAUUGAUUUUUAGAAUAUGAAAUACGUAAUUAAAUGCAUACAUAAAAAUUAGAAGGUAAUAAGGCAGUUAAGUCCAACCAGUAGGAUGCCAUUGACUUUCCCAGUCGAAUCACAAACAAAUUUAACAGGAAAUUGUUAAUUAGUUUGAGAUAAACAACACUAUGAUAGUUUUACAAACUUUUUUUUCCUAACAUUAAGUACUCCAGCUUAGUUUAACUAAUUUUGGGCCGCUGAAUUCAAAAAUGUCUUUAGUUUUUCUCUAGGAUGUCUGGGAUUUAAAAUAAUUUCGUAAUAAAAUGCUCUGCUCAAUCACCUCAAAAUGUAAGUUUUUUGUUGGUAUUUUAAUUAUUAAAUUGAAAGGGCAACAAAGUAAACAAGUUUCAGUAUUUUUUAUCCAAAUUAAGCCCUCAAAAUUUAAUGCAUUGCAUAAUUUUGCUUUUUUCCACCUUAAAUUUAUUAAAUCGUAUCAAAUAUCGAAUUGGAUUAUAGUAUUAUUGUGCUUAAUCCUCAUCAUCGUCGUACAUCUUUUGCUGCCAAUUCCAGCAAAUGUCUCCUAGCAAUGAAUCCAACUUCUUUCCGCUAUACCCAUAGAUAUCUACCAAUGCUCUAGAUUUGCAGUUACUUGGUUAAAUCGUUCUCCAUGUUUAUCAGGAUGAAAAAAAAGAAAAUGUAUUUUAAAUGACAAAUUAACGCUAAUUCUUUGCAAAACGAAGAGCAUUUAUUCAAUGAAUUGGCGCCAGUUUUAGGUCCCAUAUGAACCAAGAACAUUUUUAAUGACAGCUUUAGCACUGCCAUAUGCGACAAGCUUGUCAACUUUGAGAGCAUUUUUGAAUGCUUGAUCUUUCAUUAAACGUCGUAUAUCAGGUCCAUUUAAUAUUCCUGCAAAAUUAAAGUAGUAGGUAUAUCUCAUAAAAUUUUGUAAUGAAAUAUUGCGUUGGUUUUUCUUGGGCGUAGGUUUAAUUUACAACGACGACAUAAAUGUUCGUCUCCUUUCUCUUUCUCUGCCACUUCCAUUUCCUGCUCUUUUUCAUUUUUGGUGCUUAAAAUCACUUUCAAGUAAAAAUACAAUUUAAAGAGUAACUUUUAAAUGUAAUAAUUUAGUGUGCUUGAACGAUAAAGUAGAUAAAGGCGCCUUUAUACUUCAAUUUGAUAUUAAAUUUUGAUAAGACUUAAUAAAUAAGAUUCGAGAUUAAAUUUUUGGGUACUUUAGGCAUGAUGUGAAUAAAAACAUAUAAAAUAAUAGUCGAAGAGUAAUGCUUAUACAGAAACCCAUUUACUUUGUUGCCUUUUCAAUUUAAUUAGUAAUUAAAAAAACGACACAAAAAUUUCAAAAAAUGAUACUUUUUACCAAAAAAACAUAAUUUUAGUUUUGGUAUUUAAUAAAGCACUUCUCUGCAGAAAAGUGCUUUAUUAAAUAUCCCUUAUAAAAUACUACUAUACUGCCCUACUAUGGACUCCAUAGUAUGGAGAAAGGCAGUAACUGCAAAAAAAUGCAAAAUGCGUUUUCUUGUGCUAUGGUAAAGCUAUGGACAUUUUGUAACCGAAUUCAACACAGAAAUGCAGUCAAAUAUCUCAUAAGUUAAAAAUAUCAAUUAAAUACCUACUACUUUUUUUCAAAAUGUAGUUUAUGCUAAUUUUCCACAAAUUUCUUGUUUAGCAGUUACUGCUUUUCUCCAUAGUAGGGCAGUAUAGUAGGUUGGAACAAUGGAACAAACAAAAUUUCUAUUUGACAUUUAUCUACUGAUGACUUUGUAUGGAGUCUCUGUAUACUUUUGACAAAAAACGUAAAAAUAUACUGAACAUAACCUUUAGAAUCUGUGCUGAACAUCCAAAAUAGAUUUAAGGCAAAAUAAUUUAAUAAUCAAAAUAUUAACAAAAUAACUUACAUUUUGAGAUAAUUCGGCAGAGCAUUUUAUUAUGCAAUUAUUUCGAAUCCUAGACGUCCUGUAGCAAAACGAGUGGUAUUUUUGAAAUCAGCAGCCCAAAAUUAGGUUAUAUAGGUGGGCGUACUCAAUGUUAGUAAUUCGAACUAUCAUAGUGCAAUUAAUUGUAUUUAAUUGACUGAAGCUUUUAUUGUACAUACAUAUAAAAAAGUAGGACUAAGAGUCACCCUUUGAAUAUACCAGCUUAUAAAGUUAAGGCAAAAGUUCAUUAUUCAUAUACUUUUAUUAAGUAGUAAACUUGCCAUGUUUUAGAUAUUAGACUCACACUGAGGAUUUUAAUCUAACGAAAAUGAAUAUUUUCCUUAGUGUUAAAUAGAACAUCAAAUAUAUAGCUUUACAAAAUUAUCAUUUAUCAUUUCAUAAUGUACUUGAAUGUGCCAUAGUGUUUAUUUAGCCCAACACUACUUAAAUACAAUUUGGUUAUGACUGCACAUGUAUCCAAAGAAUCAUAUUAAACUUACUCGAACAUUUAAAAAGUGACAACUAUUUAUUAUAAUACUAAAAAUUUAAAUAAUUGUGAAUAUAAAUGCUUAAAUAAACUACAUAAACAUUA